AUGAAGGCAAAGAGGGAGCGCGAGCGCGAAGGGGAGGGAAAAAAGGGCGCCGGAGAGAAGCAGGGGGCAAGUCCGCUGCAGGUGGGGGAGGGUGCGGGGCGUGGGGCGCGCGGCAGGCGCAGGGAGGAAAAAGGGCCGGAGAUGGCGGCGAAGGACCCGCGAAAGCCCCCGACGGCGUCCCACACGCCCCGUGAGUGCCUGGCGGAUACUCCGAGCGCCAGUGAGCCGCGACAGUUGUCGUCGCAAACGUUUGUUGCCUCCGAUGUCCUCGAUGAGCAGGCCCCGUGCUCGGCCCGCUGGACCGACGUGAGCACGCCGUCGCAAUCCAUCGACUCUUUGGUGGGGCAUUUGUUACUGCGCGCCGCCGAGGAGGAAGGCAACGACAACACUUGGAAGCUGCUUCUCGCCAACGAGGAGUCGGUGCUGCGCGACAUUAUUGAGAAUGAGGCGUUUACGGAACUCGCCAGGAGGAUGAGGGCGUUCCACGGACGGUCGUCCCCAAGCAGCGUGUGCGAGUCAGGGAAGAGCCACAGUGCAAGCACCCGAGUUGCAGGCCGCCUGGGGGUUGAUGCCGCUGCGCUGGAGUCAUGCACGGCGGGGGCGUCCAUGGAGAGGGCGGACUCCGCGUUGCGGGCCGUGCCAGCGCGUGGCUUGGGGGAACGGCGAGAGGAGGCGAAGGUGCCCGCCGCCGGCACGGCCGACUUGUCCGUGUCGGGCCCACGCCUCGCCAUGCACGUCAGAUCGCGCUCGGGAGGCCCACACGGGGGCGUCGAAGAGGCGCGGGGGCAGGCGCAGCGCCGGAGCAGCCACGUGGUGCCGUCGUACGGGACGAUGACGCAGGGCGUGCAGGCUGGCGCCGCCGACUCCUCGACCCACGUUAACGCGCGGGGCGGCUUGGGUGUCGCCUCACCCAGCGAGGCCGUGGUCGGCGAGGAGGCCCCCGCCACGGCCUCGCUUCCCCUCUACGAAGGCGAAAUGCCGGUCAUUAAGCCCUCCUACGAUUCCGUGCCUGACCCUGCCAUGGAUGCGGCAUGGGAGGCGGAGGGGUUGUUGACGACCGGUGUGAAGCCGCAGGCGUGGUUGCGAGCAAUGAUGCGGCAGGCUCUCUUCUGUAUUCUUGCGGUGGGCCUCUUUUUUCCAUCUAUGGCGCACAGCGGUCUCUUUGCCGGUCUGGAUCUCUUUUCCAACGCUGAGAGCUCUGCCCCGCGGCGAAGUGUCAUGAAGUUUACACUUUUAUUUGCUGACGCAGCUGCAUUUUGUGUCACCACACCGUUCACUGCGAUUUUAUGCCGUGGUGGUCGUCUUCUGCGGCACGGCGUGCUUCUUGCAGCGACGACCACGACAGUUGGCAGUGGACUCUGCCUGUUGCAUGGGUAUUCCUCCGGCAGCCUUGUGCUGCUUCUGUUGUCUCAGUUACUACAUGCAGUGGGGCUCGCCGCUUCUGUGGUCGCGGUGCUGUGCGUCAACUGUGCCGAGAUGGGCGCCCUCCUUGGCACCGUCUCACUCCUGUUUGUUGCCGUGCACCUCUGGUUUCUGAGCGGCGCCGCGGGGCUUUUCAUCUUUUCCGCCGUCGCACGUCUUCGCAGCGGCGGGGCGGCGGAGGCGCUGCGUGUCUUUCUGUACCUGACCUCUACCGGGCCCGUGUUUGCGCUUGCCGUCUGUGCGCUGGUCUCGCCCGCCGAGUCUGACGAGGCGCGGCCCACGCUUGACGCCGUACGUGACGCACGCAAAAUUUUCGUCAUCCUGCGGAGCAUCGACGUACGUUUUGUGCUUCGCUGCCUCGCCUGCGGCUGCCUUCUGGCGGUGCUGCUGCUUCUCACUGAGGCCGGGCCCCAGUUCUCCUUGCUGCCCGCUGGGGCCGCCGCCCCUCCGCUGUUUGCGUACCUCUUUUCGCUCACCGUGCUGGUUGCGCUGCCGCUGUUUCUCUUACCCUCCCUCGGGCCGUUUGUGCGCUUCUGCGGGUUCGGCCCGUUGACGGCGGUGGCGGCGGCGGCGCUUCUGGGGCUGAUAUCCAUGACGGCGCCGUCCGCUUCUACCGCCCCCGCGACGCUGCCGAUGUUUGCCGCGAGCGCCAUUCUCUGCGGGGCCGCGCUUGCGCUGACGCUGGCGGGGGUUAUGCGCUCUUUGGCCUCCGCGGGGGCGGGGGCGCCGUCGGUGGUGGUGGUGCCGGCCCUCUUGUUUGCGACGCUUCUCUCUCUCUGCGUGGCGCUCGCGGCGGGCCUCACCGCGGUGCUGCUUGGCGCCCGCCUGCAGGCGAGCAACGCGGGCGGGGCAUUGGCGGGGCAGGCGCGGUGCGUGAAUUACGUGGCGCUUGCCACGUGCCUCGGGGCGUUGUGUUUGCAGAUAACGACGGUGCUAAACGCGUGUCUUGUGCGACCGUCCACUGCUGCAGCCCCGUGCGUGGGCUGCGGUGGCAGCCGGGGCUGGUGA
Messenger RNA from Trypanosoma conorhini, 2430 nucleotides. RefSeq lists its product as uncharacterized. The transcript has a single exon. The coding region runs from base 1 to 2430 and encodes 809 amino acids. The record is from RefSeq and is a predicted model, not a curated record. Lineage: Eukaryota; Euglenozoa; Kinetoplastea; Trypanosomatida; Trypanosomatidae.